Penaeus vannamei (Pacific white shrimp) is the source of this 1927-nucleotide messenger RNA. Its product is annotated as ectonucleoside triphosphate diphosphohydrolase 1. NCBI's taxonomy places the organism in Eukaryota, Metazoa, Arthropoda, Malacostraca, Decapoda, Penaeidae. Gene Ontology annotation, cellular component: plasma membrane. The record is from RefSeq and is a predicted model, not a curated record. Gene Ontology annotation, molecular function: hydrolase activity.
ACGAUGAAGAGCAGACCUUCUCCUUCGGGAGCUGGUGGACUGUGACCAUUAUGGCACUCUUGAUCAGCAUUGUGGGGCUUACAGUGAUACUGUGGAUGUUCUUUGAGCCUGUCACAGCUCCUCAGAAGUAUGGUGUGGUAAUGGAUGCAGGAUCAUCACACAGUGAAAUAUUCGUCUUCACAUGGAAAGGUGACAAACCCCUUGGAACUGCAGACAUUAAGCUCAAGGAUAGAUGUUUUGUUGCAGGUGGUGUAAACAGCUUUGCAACCCAUGCAAAUGAUCUGGGUAGAUAUUUAGGAAGGUGUCUUAGAGUGGCUGAAAAUCAAGUGCCAAGUCAUUUGCGGAAGGAAACCCCCUUCUAUGUUGGGGCUACAGCUGGUAUGAGAAUUCUCAGGGAUUUUGAUCCAGAAGGAGCAGUUGCAGUUCUAACAACACUAAGGGACUUCUUGGAGACAAACUCAACAUUUAAAGUACAACACAAGAACAUUGGAAUUAUACCAGGUUAUGAAGAAGGCACUAGUGGUUGGAUAGCAGUUAAUUAUCUUGUUGGGUCCCUGAAACAGGCAGGAGCAUCAACCAAAGCUGCACUUGAUGUGGGUGGAGCUUCAGCUCAGAUAACUUCAGCUUUAAGGGAAAGUGGAAAUUGGACAACCAGGAAUCUUACUCUUUUUAAUCAGACCCACAAUAUCCAAAGUCAGUCUUUCCUCUGCUAUGGAAUUGGACAAGCCCAGCAUCGACACAACUUCCUUCUAUUGACUGAGAGCAAGACCAGUGGAGGGAAUUUGUCCAACCCAGAGAUUCCCGUGGACCCUUGUUUGCCAACAGGAGCUAGUCAUGAAAUAUCUGAAUUAGAUUUGAAUGGUCCUUGCACACUCACUGGGGAUCAAAAACCGGAACUGGCUUCAAUGACAAAAAUAAGCCAGAACAAAAUGAAGAAGAUUUUCAAAAAUUACAUGCGAAAAGGAGAUGAUGAAGAUAUUCGUUCACAUCUAGAAGAAACCUUGAGAUUAGCAUCAGAAGAUUUAGGAAGUGACACGAAGGCAGUAGUAGCACCUCAAAUUAUCAAAGGGUCUAGCAAUGCUAAGAAAUGUGAUCAAAAAGUGGAGCAGCUAUUUGAUCUUCAGUUCUGCAAGAAAACGUUCCGAUAUGGUGACUGCAUGAAUGCAGAGCUGGUUCCUGCUGUGACAGGAGACUUGAUUGCAUUUUCUGGCCUGUUUUACCAUCUGUUGCUGCUGUUACAAGUAAAGUCCGAUGCUAGCUUGGAUGACUACAAGGUUGCUGUUGAUCAUGUGUGCUCACUGAAGUCAGAAGCCUUAUAUGCUGCUUAUCCUGGUGUGGACAAAGAUAUAGUAGAAGACUUGUGCUUUGAUGGCAUGUAUGUGUACAAACUCCUAACAGUUGGCCUGGGUAUUGACAGUUCAUCAUGGAGUAAUAUAGACUUCAGUCAUCAGGUGAAGGGCAUGGAUGUUGAAUGGCCUUUGGGCUUCAUGCUGAACCGGACCACUAGUCUCCCUGCUGCUCACACAGACCGUCCUCUGACUGUUACUACGUUUUCACUGUUGCUUUUCCUCUUCUCAGCAUUCCUCAUCAGCGGCAUGCUCUUCCUACGUCACUCAAUCAAGAUCAGGAGGCACAGUGCCUCUUACCAAAGGGUAAUUGCAGACCAUUUUGAUCAUGAACUCCGUAGGUUUAUAUGAGGAUAGGAAAACUUCUUGCGGCAUUUUUAAGAGAUAAGGGACAUGGACAUUGGUAAAUAUUUGAAGAGAUCAACAGUAAAAGCAUUUUGUUUCCAGAUAAGAUUUUUUGGACGCUAUAGAAACAUUGGAACUAUCCACUCGAGGUUGGGGGGUAAUAUGCCUGUUGUUUAAAAUCUGUUUGUCUUUUAUAUGUGGUAAGUUUUCAUAAAUAUGUUGGAAAACUUUAGCAA